Molecule: messenger RNA, 1388 nt
Organism: Castor canadensis (American beaver)
Lineage: Eukaryota; Metazoa; Chordata; Mammalia; Rodentia; Castoridae
Source: RefSeq, a predicted model, not a curated record
AUGCCCAACCCCAGGCCAGCCAAGCCCACGGCCCUCCUUGCCCUCGGCCCAUUUCCAGGAGCCUCACCAGCUGAAGGCUGCACCCAAGGCCUCAGACCUCCUGGGGCCAGGGGUCCUGGGGGUACUUUCCAGGGCCGGGACCUCGAGGUGGGACCCAUUGCUGCCACCUCCUCCUCCUUCCUUGACCCCCAUGCAUCAUCGCAGCUGCAGCUGCCCACAGUGCCCUUAGUCAUGGUGGCCCCCUCUGGGGCCCGGCUGGGGCCCUCACCCCACUUGCAGGCACUUCUCCAGGACAGACCACACUUCAUGCACCAGCUCUCCACAGGGGAUGCUCACCGGAGCCCUGUACUACAGCUGCGCCCACUGGACAGCCCAGCCAUGAUCACUUUCCACCACCCAACCAGCACACCGGGAUCUUUCUCCCUCAAGGCCCGGCCUGGCCUGCCACCUGGUAACACCUCAGUCCAUAUCCCCAUGGCUUCAUUGAACCCCAAAGUCCCCAGAUGUCUGAACAUGCACAGUCUAGACUGUUAUGAAUUGCAGCCCUCUGGCAGUCUGAGGGGUCAGAUUGAAGAGUCAUGGCACCCUUUCGACCACACCCCCGGGGUCCUACCACUGCUGGUAAAUGGUGUCUGCAAGUGGCCCGGAUGUGAGAAGAUCUUCAAGGAGCCAGAGGACUUUCUCAAGCACUGCCAGGUGGACCACCUCCUGGAUGAAAAGGGCAGGGCACAGUGUCUUCUCCAAAGAGAGGUGGUGCAGACUCUGGAGCAGCAACUGGAACUGGAAAAGGAGAAGCUAGGUGCUAUGCAGGCCCACCUGGCUGGAAAAAAUGGCACUUCCCAAGGACCAACUGCGGUACCAUCAGACAAGGGUACCUGUUGCAUCGUAGCAUCUGGCACACAGGGCAGCGUUGUCCCACCCUGGCCCAGCCCCCAGGACGCCUCAGACGGCCUGUUUGCUGUGCGGAGGCACCUCUGGGGCAGCCAUGGCAACAGCACCUUCCCAGAGUUCUUCCAUAACAUGGACUACUUCAAGUUCCACAACAUGCGGCCCCCUUUCACCUAUGCCACCCUCAUCCGCUGGGCCAUCCUGGAGGCUCCUGAGAAGCAGCGGACGCUCAAUGAAAUCUACCACUGGUUCACACGCAUGUUUGCCUUCUUCCGAAACCACCCUGCUACCUGGAAGAAUGCUAUCCGCCACAACCUGAGCUUGCACAAGUGCUUUGUGCGGGUGGAGAGUGAGAAAGGGGCUGUGUGGACCGUGGAUGAGUUUGUCCGCAAGAAAAGGAGCCAGAGGCCUAGCAGGUGCUCCAACCCUACACCUGGCCCCUGACCUCAUAACCAAAGAAAGGAGGAAAGAUGGACAGGGGCCAAAAUGAGGGGAGGUGG